Molecule: messenger RNA, 1497 nt
Organism: Neltuma alba
Lineage: Eukaryota; Viridiplantae; Streptophyta; Magnoliopsida; Fabales; Fabaceae
Exons: 3
Coding region: 1-1497 (498 amino acids)
Biological process (GO): DNA transposition
Molecular function (GO): transposase activity; DNA binding; zinc ion binding
Source: RefSeq, a predicted model, not a curated record
AUGAAGAAGGAAGUAGAGUUGGACUUAAAGGUGAACGUGAGCUUGCAUAAGUGUAAGAGGGCAAAGAGAAUGAUAAUUCAAGAGAUGGAAGGUAGCUUUACAGAUGAGUUUGGGAGAUUAGAGGCUUAUUGUAAUGAAGUGAGGUCAUCAAACCCAGGGUCAGAUGUGAGCGUUGAGCUAAGCCGAGAGGCAUUAGAGCAAGGGAGAAGAGUCUUCAAAAGAAUGUACUUAUGUUUCAAUGCGAGCAAGGUUGGAUGGAGGACAGGGUGUCGACCUUUGAUUGGGGUGGACGGCACAUUUUUGAAAGGGAAAGCAAAGGGAAUACUUUUGACUGCCAUGAGUUUAGAUGCGAAUGAUUCAUUAUACCUGUUGGCGUUUGGGUUGGUCUCAAAAGAAAAUGGGCUUCAUUGGACUUGGUUCCUUCAAUGGCUACAAAGGUCAUUUGAUCUAGGUGAUGGUGAGACUGUAACAGUUAUGAGUGACAUGCAGAAGGGAUUGGGAAACGCAAUGAGUGAGGUGUUGCCUCAUGCAGAACACAGGCUGUGUGCAAGACACAUUUAUGCAAAUUGGAGUAAAUGCUGGAGAGGCAAUGAGCUUAAGAAGAAGUUCUUCACCUGUGCGUGGAGUUCAUUCGAAGAAGAGUUCAAAGACAAUCUAAGGUCUCUUGAAGCAUUGAGCAAACCAGCAGCUCAAGCCAUGGUUACUUAUGAUCCUCAUGCAUGGGUAAGGGCUUAUUUCACACCUAGGUGUAAGUCUUGGAGUGUAGACAACAACAUGAGUGAGUCAUUAAAUGCAUGGAUAGAUGAGUAUAGGUUCUUGCCAGUUAUUCGAAUGUUUGAUGGUAUUAGAGUGAAGAUGAUGGCUAAAUGGGCAGAUAGUGAAAAUAAUGUUAGGAAUUGGACUGCUGAUCAUAGUCCCAAAUGUAUAGAGCUGUUUAAGUCAAAUAGGAUGCUUGCUGUGUAUUGUAGAGUGAACUUUAAUGGUGAUAAAGCUUUUGAGGUGACAGAGAGGCAAGAUAGGCAUACUGUAUACCUAUCUAGGCAGAUGUGUACUUGCAGAGCAUGGGAUUUAACAGGAAUCCCAUGCCAACAUGCUAUCUGUGCAAUGUAUCACGCCAAAAUUGACCCUAGAACCCAAAUUUCCCAUUAUUAUCACAAGGAUACCUACCUAGCUUCGUACCAAACAAAGCUUCAACCUGUAAGGGGUAAACAAUUUUGGGACACUGUAACUUUCCUCCCUAUGCAACCUCCACCGGUCACUAACUUGCCUGGCAGACCAAGAAAGAAGAGAAUUAGAACAGAGGAAGCAGAAAGAAGGAAGAAGAAGUCUGGUUAUGGUGCAGACCCAAUCCCAAUGCCUGUCACUCCUCCAACUAACCAAAGUCAACCACCUCAUGCAGAAAAAUUAAGUAAAACUGGCAAGCAUCACAAAUGUGGGAUUUGCAAUCAAGAAGGGCAUAACAGAAGUACAUGUAAACAGGUAAACCACUUCACAUAA